Molecule: messenger RNA, 4129 nt
Organism: Athalia rosae (coleseed sawfly)
Lineage: Eukaryota; Metazoa; Arthropoda; Insecta; Hymenoptera; Athaliidae
Gene: dcma
Exons: 5
Coding region: 1341-2003 (220 amino acids)
Biological process (GO): G protein-coupled receptor signaling pathway
Cellular component (GO): neuron projection; membrane
Source: RefSeq, a predicted model, not a curated record
UGCGUUCAUUAUUAUUACCCGAUCAUACGGUAUAGAGUACGAUUGAAGAAACUUUUCGGAAUUUCGUUGCCUGCCUUUUGCUGCUCGCAUGAAAUAGAUCAUACGAGGGAAAAAAAUUAAAUAAAUUACUACACACAAUUUUUUGCGUGUGCCUACACGUUUUUUACUUUUUUUUUUAUCUCAAGAAUUCGAAACUAUAACCACAGGGGGUGAUCACAGCCAUGAGCGCAGCAUUUGAGAUACUUUUCUAUUCUAUUUCAAUCGUUUUAUGUUUCUUUUGAUUCCACUGUAUCUUCUUCAUCUUCUUCGUUCGGUCAUACAGAUAGGUAUAUGGAGAUAUAAGUUCAAGGGAGAUGAAUUGACGGUAUUAUACUUAUGUAUCUAUAGGUAGGUAUAUACCCCAUAAAUAUGUAUAAAACGAAACCGCAGUACAGACGCAUAUGUAUAUAAUAGUCCUAUAUAAACUUCUCCAUUCGAAGAGUAUUUGUUUUUUUUUCUUCCUCAUUUCUGUCUCUUUUUUUUCACCAUGUUUAAAUAAAGAAUGGGAUAAGAACAGAGAAGUACAUAAGACGGGGCGCGUUGGGAAAACGAGAGCGAAACAGGGGCGAAAAAGAAAACGAACGGAAAAAAAAGUAUAGCAAGUAACGAAAACGACGGGUAUAACAAGACUCUACACCAGAUCCGCUAAUAGGGCUAUUCGGUCCAAUAAAAAUAUGGCUGAUCUUGAGCCACAGAAAAUAAGAUACAUUUAGAAAAAAAAAAAAAAUAAAAGGUCAUCCGACCAAGGUAAAAUAUAAAAGUAUAAAACUCGUAAAGUAGUAAAAUGGUAAAUUUCUAUACCAAGUUGUUAUUUUUUUGAAUUUUUAAUUCGUUUCUGUUUUAGUUAUUUAUUUUUAGUUUUUUUUUCUCCAAUCGCACAACCAAUUCUAUAAGAUCAAUAAGAAUUGUAUUCCUUUUUUGGAAUUUCUUAAAUCAAUAUAUAUCGAGUUAAGAUUGUGAAGGAAAAAAGGAAAAUUAUUUCCAGCAUUUUUUAACAAUUCUACAUACUUUUAUCGUUACUAAAUGACUGCAGUUCGCCGUUGUAUUGCAGCGGACGAUUCGCUGUGGUAUUUACCAUCGCGCGACGUGUGCGCGUAUUUUAUUAGCCAAAACUAUCAUUCCAUACACGCAUACAUGCAGUUUAUGAUAUAUACCGAGUUUGUAAUACGCAUCGUAUUUCAACGACAAAUAUUUAAUCAUGAUAACAAGCUUAUGUUAUGGGACUAUAAAUCACAGCUAUAUAAUCAAAUUCGUAUCGAUUGUUCAAUGAAUGAGAUGAGCUAUACAAUUUCUGCGAUGAUAUGAUCAUAAAACUAAUAACAACAAGAAUUACCCAAAUCCAAGACAUAAACAGCCAGGUCGCACAAUUUCGGGAUUUGUUAAUUAACAUUGGUCAACCACGCGACAGUCCAGAACUUCGCGAACGGAUCCGAAAACUGCGUCGAAGCUGCGUCGAAGCUUGCAAAAAUACUUCACAGCUUGUCCUACCGCAAAUCCGCAGCUCUAUGGAUCAAGGAUUUCCAGCGGACAGUCCUAAUCUCGUUUUAUUAUUUUUCGUCACACAACUUUUUCUACGAGAACUGUACAAAAGCAAAAACCUUUUACGAAUAGUUCCGAUGGACAUGACUGGAUAUUACGAAAGUAAGGCGGGUCCUUCGAAUAUUGGAAACGUGAUAUCGCAGAUCCUUCUUUGUAAACAGAUAACGCCGAAUUUCCACGAGGAGGAACUCUGCAGCAUACAAAAAGACUCCGAGGAAAUUAACGCGCUCAUCAAGGAAUUGCAGGAAUUCAUGCCUCAGUCCGAAGCUGAUACAGAAAAGCACGUUGCUCUUCAAGACGCGGCGACGCGUACGAACGGUGCAAAUCGAACCAGUUAUCGAUGGGAUACAAAAUCCGGAAACUCUUCGUAUUUUCAGGGGAGCUUUAGUUUCCUUUGCUGCACAGGACGACCGACCAAUAUUUAGCGACAGUAUAAUUUUAAUUGUUACUGUAAUAAGGAAACAAAUUGGAAGGAAAACAAAGAAAAUGAUGAGCAAACCUGCAGUUAAAGAUUAUUGAAGAAUUGGAAAAGAAACUUCUGACGCAAGAUGAAAAUAUUACAGUAUCAAUUACUUCGAUAUAGUAUUCUUUAAACAUUCACGUAACUAUACCAACAAAUAUUCUGCUUUCUACGGAAAUGUGUAGCACAUUUAGUCAUCAGAACCAUUGAUCGUCAAUUAUAUCCUGCAGAUAUUUGGCCCGCAAUAAUUAUACUAUUUCAAAAUUAUAAUAAAUACCUAUAUAGAUGUAAAUCUAAACCACGUACAACAUACUUCUAAAUUCAAACGAAGUUUAUCUAAAUUAUCAUAAAAUAAAAGUCUACAAAGGCAAGUGAUUUUACAGCGGAGUGCCAACCGCAUCACACUAAAUUCUAGAUUAGCAUUAGAACCAAAGUUAAAAAAAAAAGUGAACUAAUAAUAAUUGAUUUUAUAUAUAAACACAAUUAUGUAACUACUAUAUACCUAAACGUGUGAUUAUUAGAUGAUAGAUUUAAUUCUUUUUGACGCACGAUCGCACUCAUAGGGUCCAACAGGAUGCCUCUUCGAUUAAAUGUAAUAAAAGUAGACAAAUGAAUAUUGAAGCGAUAGCUUACAUGUGCAUAUCUAGGAAUAAUCUCCAAAUGACCUGAUGAAUCUCAUUGAUAAUUACAAUACAUAUAUUCAGACUCACAUUCGCAUACGAUGCAAGGAUUUUAUCAAUACAAAAAAGGCUUUUUUACCACCAGCAAGUAUUGCUUAGGCCUGCAGAAAAAUAUUUUCGAAGGUCCCCAUACUUUUGAAAACUUAGACACCCUGCAUAGGAACUGAACUUAUAUUUGACAUCAUCGAUCUAUUUCCUAGAAAAAAUAAUAAUAUCUUGAGCUAGACCAAGGUUUUAGGUGGACGUUGAACUAUUCGAUAAUACCUUUUGAGAUAUUAUACAUAUACAAUAUAGUUGGUGAAUUUGAGUAUUAUUAUAUUACAUGAGCAAGCCAAUGUAAUGGAACUAUUUCUAAUAAUUCAAUGUUGCCUAAUUUGUAAAUAAAUGGAGUUUUCUUGUUUAAAACUGAAUAAUUUACGUUUAUAUGGUGUACUAUGUAGUUUGUGAGCGAUUAUACAUUUGUAUAUUGUUCAUCCGAAAAUAUUGAUAUUAUAUCCAGUAGUAAAAAAAUAGUAUAAUGACACGAGAUUCUUGACUGUACUCUUUGAGGCAAUGAGAAACAAAACAAAACAGUUAGAAAAGAAUAAUUAAUACUACAUUUAAUUACACUAAAUUUAAAUGUAACUAUAACAUUAUUAUGUGUAAGUGGACCAACACCAAAUUGUAAUCAAGAAAACUUUCAAUAUUAUUCGCAUUAUACAUGCAUAAAUAUAGAAAAAUAUACAAUGAUAUAUUAUACCUACGUAGCAUUAUCGGUUGCUAAUUAGUUAGAGUGAGUUACGAUACAUAAAUUGAAUAUCGUUUUUCGUUUUAUACAUCCAUCAUGGAAUUGUACCUAUUAUACACAGAAACGCGUCAUUAACUUAGUAGAUUGAUAAAGUUUAGAGGUAUUUGCCUCGUGAUAGUGAUAAUAGAUACUAGGGGUUAUAUGUAAAAUUAAUGAUAUUAUUAUUAGUACUAUUAUUACAUUUGAGAAACUAAUUAUGUAUGAAAAAACUAUGCAAUACAAUUCGUGAGUACCUCUUGUGAUUAGAAGAGUUUAAGGGCAAAAUUACUCUGUAUAUUCUGAAUACUUUGUCACCAUCCGGAAGAUCUUGUAAUUGCUAUUAUUAUUUUCAAACCUAGUCAAAUUUCCGCAUAUUGAAUAUGAAAAAUGAAAUAGACUAAAUCGACCAAACAGGAACUCCAAUGCUCAGUUAUUUUUUUCUUUGUAAGAAACUAGGUAAAGAAAUUGAUGUUAAGAAUUGCAUAAAAUUUCACACAGGAGAUAAAACUCCAACACUAAAGAUCUGGGCAGCAUGUACCUUAACGUAUCCGAACCACUUUUGUUGUAUCCAACUCACAUGGUUCAAAAGAACUAUCGGUGUUGAUUGAUCUCUGGAUAAUAAACAAAUACAAAAGUUAUACAUAA